This is a messenger RNA of Sphenostylis stenocarpa, 288 nucleotides long. The record is from the annotation of a GenBank genome assembly. Lineage: Eukaryota; Viridiplantae; Streptophyta; Magnoliopsida; Fabales; Fabaceae.
AUGCUUGAGGCGAGCAGAGAGAGCAAGACAGACACGCCUGAGUGGAAAAAUGAUGCCAUCCCACCCAAUUUUGUUGCCUUGGAUGCAUGUACAAUAGAAAAGCAGGAUCAAUCUGGGCCACAUCAUGUUGUCAUGUUGAAACUAGAAAACAUUGUAGAGAAAUUGGGAGUUUGCCCCAGGGACAUUUUGUACACAUCUGGAAUGGGGCAGAAGUUUCUCUUUAGCUUGGGGGGAAUUCGGCUUAUAUAUUAUUUAGUCACUGUUCGUUCCACCGCGCGAUUCAAAUAA